GGCGCAGCACCAGCAUCGUGUUAGAGCCAGGAGGCCUCCGUGUCAGCAAGCUGAGAGGGAAACUGAGGCAAGAUGUCGGGCCGGAGUGGGAAGAAGAAAAUGUCCAAGCUGUCCCGUUCAGCCAGGGCCGGUGUCAUCUUCCCCGUGGGGAGGCUGAUGCGGUACCUGAAGAAAGGGACGUUCAAGUACCGGAUCAGCGUGGGUGCUCCCGUCUACAUGGCGGCAGUCAUCGAGUACCUGGCAGCGGAAAUUCUAGAACUGGCUGGGAAUGCCGCGAGGGACAACAAGAAGGCCCGGAUAGCACCGAGACACAUCCUGCUAGCGGUGGCCAAUGACGAGGAGCUCAACCAGCUGCUAAAAGGAGUGACCAUUGCCAGUGGAGGUGUCCUGCCCAGAAUUCACCCUGAACUUCUGGCCAAAAAGCGAGGGACCAAAGGCAAGUCGGAAAGUAUCCUCUCCCCUCCCCCGGAGAAAAGGGGAAGGAAGGCGGCAUCGGGCAAGAAGGGAGGCAAGAAAUCCAAGGCAGCCAAACCACGGACGUCCAAAAAGUCCAAACCAAAGGACAGCGAUAAAGAAGGAACUUCAAAUUCCACCUCCGAAGAUGGGCCAGGGGAUGGAUUCACCAUUCUGUCUUCUAAGAGCCUUGUUCUAGGGCAGAAGCUGUCCCUGACCCAGAGUGACAUCAGCCAUAUUGGCUCCAUGAGAGUGGAGGGCAUUGUCCACCCAACCACAGCCGAAAUUGACCUCAAGGAAGACAUAGGGAAGGCCUUGGAAAAGGCUGGCGGCAAAGAGUUCUUGGAAACGGUGAAGGAGCUUCGCAAAUCCCAAGGCCCUUUGGAAGUUGCUGAAGCCGCUGUCAGCCAGUCCAGCGGACUUGCAGCCAAGUUUGUCAUCCACUGUCACAUCCCUCAGUGGGGCUCGGACAAAUGUGAAGAACAGCUUGAAGAGACCAUCAAAAACUGCUUGUCGGCAGCCGAGGACAAGAAGCUCAAGUCCGUGGCGUUCCCCCCGUUCCCCAGCGGCAGAAACUGCUUCCCCAAACAGAUGGCCGCCCAGGUGACCCUCAAAGCCAUCUCAGCCCACUUUGACGACUCAAGCUCGUCCUCGCUGAAGAAUGUCUACUUCCUGCUCUUUGACAGCGAGAGCAUCGGCAUCUACGUGCAGGAGAUGGCCAAGCUCGACACCAAGUAGACGCCCCCCGCCCAGCCAUGGUGGCCCACAGGAAUCAGAGGAGGAUCCAAGUCACAGGAGAGGGGUUUCUUUUUUAAGAGGAGAGAGGAAGGGUGACGGCAGGGGAGCGGAGGGCAGCGGGUCACGGGGGCUGCCAGAGCGGGGCCUGCCCACGGAACGAGCUCUCUGCCUUUUCUAUUCUCGUUUCAAAGAGGCUCCAUCUGUAAUCAACCAGGUCUCCACGAGGGGUUUCUUUCAUGUGUUUCCUUCCUGUUGUUUUAGAACUUUUUUAAAAGACAGACUUCGUUUUAGAUUUAUAGCAUUGACUUUUACACACACACACAAAAAAAA
Molecule: messenger RNA, 1521 nt
Organism: Enhydra lutris kenyoni (northern sea otter)
Lineage: Eukaryota; Metazoa; Chordata; Mammalia; Carnivora; Mustelidae
Product: core histone macro-H2A.2
Exons: 9
Coding region: 73-1191 (372 amino acids)
Biological process (GO): nucleosome assembly
Cellular component (GO): nucleosome
Molecular function (GO): structural constituent of chromatin; DNA binding; protein heterodimerization activity
Source: RefSeq, a predicted model, not a curated record